Messenger RNA from Lucilia cuprina (Australian sheep blowfly), 1149 nucleotides. It is a transcript of the gene CAH3, whose product is annotated as carbonic anhydrase 2. The record is from RefSeq and is a predicted model, not a curated record. The transcript is spliced from 3 exons. Gene Ontology annotation, cellular component: cytoplasm. Gene Ontology annotation, molecular function: zinc ion binding; carbonate dehydratase activity. The coding region runs from base 3 to 473 and encodes 156 amino acids. NCBI's taxonomy places the organism in Eukaryota, Metazoa, Arthropoda, Insecta, Diptera, Calliphoridae.
CAAUGGAGGCUCAUGCUGUACAUUAUAAUGCCAAGUAUAAGGAUUUCUCAGAAGCUAAAAAUAAACCAGAUGGUUUAGCUGUUGCCGCUUUCUUCAUACAGGCUUGUGGAGAAAAGGAUUGUCCGGAAUUUAAGAAAAUUACCGAAGGUAUUCGUAUUGUGCAAAAAAUACAUACCACAGCUUCAGUUGAUUCAGAUUGUCUGUCGUGGAUGGGUUUGCAGGAAUUGAGCAAACAUUAUUAUACAUAUAAAGGAUCUCUAACAACUGCUCCCUAUUUCGAGAGUGUUACUUGGAUUAUAUAUCGUACACCUAUAUACGUUUCAAAAGGACAGGUUCAAGUUUUUCGUAAUCUCCAAUCAUGUCCCAAAGAUGAGACAAAGAAAAUUGUAAAUAAUUAUCGUGAAAUUCAAAAGCCGGAUAAAAAUCCAGAAAUUAUCUUCGCUCGCAAUGCUAAACCCAAAUCGAAAUUAUGAUCUAAUCAUACUGAACAUUACUACGGUAACAACAAACAAGCUAAUCAUCAUUCUAUAAUCAUAUCUUUAUAUAGUUUCUAAACAAAACAGAAAAAAAAAACUUUCAAAAUCUUUAAUACUUUAAUACUUCUUUUUUAACUAAACUCGUAAAUAGAAUUAGAAAUUUAUUAAACGUUACCAAGUAGAAUUGAAAAAGUAGAAUUUAUCUAAAUAUAAUAAUUAUUUUUACAAUUACCUUUUAAUACACAAUUAUUGGUUGUUUAAAGCAAUAUACAAUUUUAGUUUAUUUGUAAUAAAUAAUUUAAUAAUUUAGUUAAGUUAGUUUUUCGUUUUGUUAUGUUUUCUUUAUAUUUUAUUUUAAUAUUUUGAGUUUUUUCUUCUAUUUUUUUUUUUUCUCAACUGUGGUUCUUUGUUUUAACAGAUGGAAAAUAGAAUAUAUUAUUAUUUUUUUGGCAUAAACAUCAUAUAAAUGUUUUAAAAAGCAAGUGCACUUUACUUAAAAAAGGAAUAAUAAUAAUAAUUCAACUACUACUAUUACUAAUAUUUGUUUUUAAAGUAUUUCAAAGAAAUAUUACAAAGUUUUCGUUUUGUCUGGCAUGUAUUUAUAAUCAUUUAUUUAUUAAAUAAUAUAAACGAUUUUUUAUAAAUAAAAUAUUAUUAAUGGAAAGAAAAAUUA